CUCAAACUAGUAAGAAGUUUUCAAUUUUCAAAAAUUCAUUCAUUGUAUUUUUGCAGACAGAAUGUAUAGUUCAGCAGCUGGAAGCAGCACCAAAAAACAACGUCCAACAACUAGUUAUUUGGUACGACCCAGAUUAGGGCCUCUAAGGGGUUUAUACACUAAUAGGCCCUUGUCAACUUUGUCCAAUGAAAAACGAAAAAGAACCAAAAAAUCUAGCUCAUCACCUCAGAAAAUGGAAUUCCGCAAAAAGCCAGAUUACGCCGAUACGGCUUAUCGUGAAGCAGUUGGUAGACUCAGAAUUUUAAUGGCCGAAAGUUACAGUACUACUCCAAUGAGAAGAAUCUAUCGUCCAAUUAGAGAAGCAGAUAGUGCAGGCGAAGAGACAGACAACCAAUCGCUGAUUAGUGCAGGAAGUAGAAAUUCCCGCUACAAUAAUAAUUACACUCCAAGAAAACUGUAUUAUCCUUCAUUGAAAAACGCAGAAACUCAUCAGCAACCACCUCCAGAAUUAAUGUCAUUUAUUGAACGCCAAGAAGACUACAUUGAACAACUGGAAAAAGAAUCAAGAUUUUGCAAAGACGAAUUGUCCUCUCUACUAUCAAAAGUCAAAGAAGUCAUAAGCGAAAACGAGCAUUUGCACGAAAAGCAAAAAUCCAAACUAAUCAAGUCUGUAUUUGAUCAUUUAGAUACUGAAACUGAAACAGAUAAUGACGUAACUGUUACCCCAAAAAAAAUAUUUGAAGGCCCUUCAAUAGUCUUUGAAUCAAGGAUUUCUGAGCUGGAAGCCCAACUAACUCAGGCCAGAAUCGAUUUAAAAAAAGCCCUAGAGGACAACAAACAAAAACUACCAGAUUUAGACUAUGAAAACUUCAAAAGGCAACUGGACAAUUGUCAUAGGGAAAAGGAGGAAUUGCUAAGCAAAAUUAAUAAGCUUCAAAUAGCUUUGGCCAAUCUACGAGACAAAGAAAACGACACUUGUGAUCAAGUCAAACGAAGCUUAGAUGUAGCUGAACAAGCCCAAUACGAAAAAAGUGCAGCUGAACUGGAAAUAAGACGCUUAAAAGAUGAAUUGGAGCGACAACAUAUGAAGCUGAGAGAUGCUAUUGCUGACCAAAGUAGAAGAAUCUCAGACGAAAGAUCAGCAGUGGAGCGCCGUUAUACUCAGCAAAUCGAACAGCUUACAGCUGAAGUUGGAGUCCAAUGGGAAACAACCAAUAAGCUGCAACUAGAGUUGGACAAACAAAGACGUGAAAAUGCUGACUUACGUAGAGAGUGUGCACAGAAACAAGCCUUAAUUGAUGAGCUAAAAAAGGAUACUCAAAGCAAAAUACUUACUCUUCAAUCUGACAUAGGAGCAACAGGAGCAGAAAAAAGCGCUCUAGAACAACAAAUCUCCACCCUAAACAUGGUAAACGAGCGCACCGAACGUCAGUACAAACAAGAAAUAACCAGGCUGCAAGCGGAAAUCCAAUCGCUGCGCCAAAGAAUGGACAGAGCAGAUGCCGAUUUGAUCCAUAGUAGGCGCGAGAAUAUUAGAUUAAACGAGCAAGUGGCAGCACUGGAAAAGGAGCUCAAUCUGAAUGUUGCUCUGAACGAAGAGCGAGCUAAAUCGGUUACUCCCAGAACUGGAGAAGCUAUAGCUCUACCGGCUCCCAAGGACAAAGAGCUCGGUUCGAUGAUACAGGAUAUUGAAAAUAAACAUGGGAGGAAAUACGGGAACUACAAACUAGCCUAGAUCGAUUAAGCAAUAGGUUUAGUCAGGCACAAUAUCCUACAACCAAAGAUGAAGUCAGCAAUCAAAGAAUCUCACCCUCAACCCAAGCCACCCCUACCUCAGCAAUAAAUCGCUCUGACAGUCGAACUUCCUUGAAACUUAUUUCAUCGAGACAAACGAGCCAAGAACAACUUGCACCAUUUCAGCAAUACGAAGCACCUGCCCAACCUGAAUACACUAAUCAGCAACAAUACGAUCCCGUCCAGCAACAAUACGAUCCUACUCAGCAACAAUAUGAUCCCAACCAGUAUCAGUACGAUCCCAAUCAGCAAUACGAAGGUGAUCAGCUCCAGUACGAACAGCAAUACGAUCCGAAUCAGGCCUACGCUGAAGAAUACGCCCAGGAUCCGUACUAUACCGACCAGAAUGAUCCAAAUUUGACUUCGGAAGUUCAAAAUUAUGUCGACCCAAAUGUGGAUGCGAAACAGAGUUACGAAGUUGCUGGUGACGAUACGAAUUCGGUUCGACAAGUUGCUGAAUCGUAAAAUGUUUGCGCUUUUGUAAUGGAUGUGCAAUAAUAUGUUAUGUAUAAGUGUAUAACCAAAAAGCCUUUUUAGAUGAUUUAAUUAUAUGCUUUUAUUAAUUGUUUUUAUCUUUUUUUCCCCCCUUUUUUUAAAAAUAUUUAAUCUCUGUUCCAGCCGACAUAAAAACCCUUUUAGAACGAUAAUUUCCAGUAACUUAAUUCAUUGAAAAACAGAUGGACAAAUGGAAAUUACUGGUUCUAGAAUGGUUCCCAUGUCGGUUGGAACAGAGCUAAACUAAAUGUUUUUUUCAUAGAUGUUUUGGAAAUUUGAGGUAACCUUUUUCAUGGAUUUGAUACACAAUUUGCUCAUUUGUAGCUCUA
Molecule: messenger RNA, 2618 nt
Organism: Ceutorhynchus assimilis (cabbage seed weevil)
Lineage: Eukaryota; Metazoa; Arthropoda; Insecta; Coleoptera; Curculionidae
Source: the annotation of a GenBank genome assembly